CAUUGUGACAUCACCAGACAACAAAAAGACUCGCGCUCGCGGAGCAAAGCGCUCCAAUCAAUGGCACAGACGCGACGCCCGCUGCAUGCAGAGAUGAGUCUCCGAGCAGCCUCCAAAAACUUCUGCUGAUCAGAAUUUUUUAGGUGAAAAAUGACAGAUCCAGGACUUUGCGAACUCGCGCUGUCACUCUUGGAAUUGCUGCUUUCUUUGACCUAAGCGUUUGCGCACUUCAUUAGAGUUAACUGCAGUCUAGUUUGAAGUGUUGCUCAAGUAUGAACCAGAAGAGGCGACCUGAGUUGCGGCGACUCUCUGUCGUGGGAUAAAAAAAAUCGCUUGUGGAUUAAAACACGAAUUCAUGAGGAAUUUAAGAGACGACGGGAACGCAGACCGGCCACAGCGCUUCCUCCUUCGGAACUGACUGAUCAUGGUCGCCGUGGUCCGCGCUCUCACGGUGCUGUUGCUCGGUCAGGUGUUGCUGGGAGGUGCCGCUGGACUCAUUCCCGAGAUCGACCGACGGAAAUACAGUGAUUCGGGGAGACACAUGCCGGAGCGAUCCGAUAUUAACUUUCUGAACGAGUUUGAGCUACGGCUGCUCAACAUGUUCGGACUGAAGCGAAGACCCACGCCGAGCAAAUCGGCGGUGGUCCCUCAGUACAUGCUGGACUUGUAUUAUAUGCACUCUGAAAACGAUGACCCAAACAUCCGGCGCCCGAGGAGCACUAUGGGAAAGCAUGUGGAACGGGCGGCCAGCAGAGCAAACACAAUACGAAGCUUUCAUCAUGAAGAGGCUUUCGAGGCACUGUCCAGCCUAAAAGGAAAAACAACGCAGCAGUUUUUCUUCAACCUUACCUCCGUUCCCGCCGAGGAGCUGAUCACGGCCGCGGAGCUGCGCAUUUUCAGGGACCAGGUUCUCGGGGGCGCCGGUGCGAGUGGUUUCCACCGAAUUAACAUUUACGAAGUGUUCAGGCCAGCAUUGGUCCCUUCCAAAGAGCCUCUUACCAGACUUCUCGACACGCGUCUGGUGCAGGACACUCACACACGCUGGGAGAGCUUCGACGUCAGUUCGGCCGUGGCUCGCUGGGCCCGCGAAUCCCAGCACAACCAUGGGCUCCUGGUGGAGGUGCUCCAUCCUGAGGAGUCGGAAGGAUCCGCGGAUGUCGAGAGGAACCGGAGGAGGCACGUGAGGGUCAGUCGCUCCCUUCACGCAGACGAGGACUCGUGGGCGCAGGCCCGACCCCUGCUGGUGGCCUACAGCCAUGACGGUCAGGGCUCCGCCGUCCUGCAUUCGAACCGAGAAAAGCGGCAGGCGCGGCAAAGACCGAAGCAACGCAGGAAGCAGCAGCAGCGUACGAACUGCAGGCGGCACGCUCUCUACGUGGACUUCAGCGACGUGGGCUGGAAUGAGUGGAUCGUGGCACCACCCGGCUACCACGCUUUCUACUGCCAUGGCGAGUGUCCCUUCCCGCUGUCAGACCACCUGAACUCCACCAAUCACGCAAUCGUCCAGACGCUGGUGAACUCGGUCAAUUCCAAUAUUCCCAGAGCAUGCUGCGUCCCGACGGAGCUCAGUCCCAUAUCGCUGCUGUACCUGGAUGAGUACGAGAAAGUCAUUCUUAAAAACUACCAGGACAUGGUGGUGGAGGGCUGCGGGUGCCGAUGAGAGCUACAUCUCCCCAAUGAAGACUUUUAUUUAUACAACAGAACAUUCAAAGAGCUAUUUUGGAGGAAGAAAAGAAAUAUAUAUGAAUAUAUUUAUGUUGACUGAAAAAAAUGGGAAAAUAAAUAUUUUAAUGAGAGUGCUUGCUUUUUCCAGUGGCUUUGAAGAUGUUUUUUUUCCUGUCCCAUGUACAUUUCAAAAUGAGUGCAAUUGCACAUGAAGUAUAUUGCUCAGAUUUUUAUGAUGUAUUUAUUGCAUAACCACUUUAUUUGUAAAUGAUGUGUAUUUAUCAUGAAAAAAUAUAUGAUCUUCAUUCAGUGUGCAUCUGGGAAUACAUUCUUUGAAACCAAAAAAUAAACUAUGGAUGAAGUUCUCUUUAAAAGUCAUGAUAUAAUAACAAACACGCUGUUGCAUAGACCCUGUGGUUACUUAUGCAAUACUGGAUUACAUGCGGACAGUUCAAAACGGUGAUAGUCUGAUAGAGUAAAGGCCUGUUCAAAACAAAUACUGUAACUAUAAAGUUUUAAUAAUCAUUCUAGUUCUAUUUAGAAUAGGGAAGUCCAUAGCACAACUAAUGACACCAAAAUAAUAUCACUUUCAGAAUGAUUUUCUUCCAGCUGAUAAACAAUAAAAACAUAAGACUUUCCCUGACUGCAGCGCAUGCUUAUGGAAUACAGAACUUUGUUGUGCAUUGAUGUUGUUGCUAAUAUAAUUAUCAUUAGAGUUAUUGUUCUUAAUGUGAAUGGGCCUUAAGAAUCAAGCGGGUACAGAAUCAGAGACAUGCCAGAAACCAGCGAGCCAUACACAGCGUGAUGCUUUCAAGGCAAUAUCAGCAUAACUAUUUAUCAUUUAGUGAUGACUUUCAAUUGAUUAUAUUAUUAAAAAAUGAGUUACACUUUAUUUUGAUAGUCCACUUUAGACAUUCUACUUACUACAGAGAUAAUCCAUCUACUUAAGCAUCUCUUAUUGUUUUUUAUUUGGUUUGCUGUGUACUAAACUAAAAUUAGCUAUUGAUCAGCUAGCUAUGAAAACGUGUUCAGGCAUCACAGGCAGUUGCUGUGAUGUGUAUAAAAUACAAUUAUGAUGUCAUUGAAUAGAAAAUCUGUAGAAAAGCCAAUCCAUUGUCGGCUUUCAGUUAAGUUGCUUAAAUGCAUUUAUGCCAAACAAUGCAUUCUGAUUUUGUCCAAAACUACUUUGUUUAGGGUGUUUCUGAACUCUGGGAGGGCACUAUGUGAUCUCAAAAGAAAUAUACAAGAAAGUGCAUUUUUAAGUUUUGUUUUAUAAGUAUGAAUGGUCAUAUUAACAGAAUUUUUGGGCACUGUUUAGUGAAGUGAAUCCAAAAUAUUUUCACAAAGUUAUGUUUUAAAUAGGUUUACCAUUGACAUCCAUUGGAUAGUUUGUCCAACGAUGGAUCAAUCUGGAACACAUCAGAAGCGCAGAUGUAAUUAUGCACGAUCAAGUGUCAUUCUGUGAUGCAGUUCUAGGAAACUACUGCACUGGUACUCUAGACAUGAUUCACAUCUCAUCUAAACUCAAAUAUUCAUGCAGAAACAUUGAAAUGUGUGUUUUUUUUAUAAUAAAUCACAAUGACCCUGGGGCCCACUGAGGGUUGAAC
Cyprinus carpio (common carp) is the source of this 3272-nucleotide messenger RNA. It is a transcript of the gene bmp2b, whose product is annotated as bone morphogenetic protein 2b. Gene Ontology annotation, molecular function: growth factor activity; cytokine activity; BMP receptor binding. The record is from RefSeq and is a predicted model, not a curated record. Lineage: Eukaryota; Metazoa; Chordata; Actinopteri; Cypriniformes; Cyprinidae. Gene Ontology annotation, cellular component: extracellular region. Gene Ontology annotation, biological process: BMP signaling pathway; SMAD protein signal transduction; negative regulation of transcription by RNA polymerase II.